Molecule: messenger RNA, 549 nt
Organism: Trichoderma aggressivum f. europaeum
Lineage: Eukaryota; Fungi; Ascomycota; Sordariomycetes; Hypocreales; Hypocreaceae
Exons: 3
Coding region: 1-549 (182 amino acids)
Biological process (GO): proton transmembrane transport
Cellular component (GO): membrane; proton-transporting V-type ATPase, V0 domain
Molecular function (GO): proton-transporting ATPase activity, rotational mechanism
Source: RefSeq, a predicted model, not a curated record
AUGCUCUUCACCGGCAGCGGCGAGUCGUUCAACGUUGGCGCCUUUCUCGAGUCCAUAUCGCCCUACGCCUGGGCCAGUCUCGGCAUCUCCCUCUGCAUCGGCCUCUCUGUCGUCGGUGCCGCCUGGGGCAUCUUCAUUACCGGAUCCUCCAUCCUCGGCGCCGGCGUCAAGGCCCCUCGAAUCCGAACAAAGAACCUCAUCUCCAUCAUCUUCUGCGAGGUCGUCGCCAUCUACGGCGUCAUCAUGGCCAUUGUCUUCUCCUCAAAGGUCGAGUCUGUCCACGGCGCCGAGCUCUACUCUGCCGACUCCUACUUCACCGGCUUUGCCCUCUUCUGGGCUGGUCUGACCGUCGGCGCCUGCAACCUCGUCUGCGGCGUUGCCGUUGGCAUCAAUGGCAGUGGAGCUGCGCUGGCUGAUGCGGCUGAUGCCUCAUUGUUCGUCAAGAUUCUCGUCAUUGAAAUCUUCAGCUCUGUCCUGGGACUUUUCGGCCUGAUCAUCGGACUGUUGGUUUCUGAAAAGGCUCCCGCCUUUGGCGCCAAGCCCGUCUGA